Closterium sp. NIES-65 is the source of this 2781-nucleotide messenger RNA. Lineage: Eukaryota; Viridiplantae; Streptophyta; Zygnematophyceae; Desmidiales; Closteriaceae. The record is from the annotation of a GenBank genome assembly.
AUGCCACACCAUGCCCACCAGACGAAGAUCUACCCCAAGAGCAAGACACUCUUCUAUGCCAACGCACUGGGCCCCAUCUCCUCUAUAGUCCUCUCCACUAUCAUCGUGGGCGCCUCCGGCAUGUACAACAAGGGCGUAGCCACGGUGGGCAGCAUAAAGACGGGCAUGGGCGGCAUGUCAUCGGUGUGGGACAUUGAUCUGCACAACGAGUAUACUGACGAGGUCGCACUGAUUGCUCUCUACGCUGCCCUUGUCUCCCUUGCUGAAUCGAUUGGCAUAGGACGCACAUUUGCGGGCAUGUAUGGUUACCACAUCGAUGGUAACAAAGAGGUCCUUUGUUCCAUCCACGCAUCCGUUCCUUCCUUCACAUCUUGUCCUCUCCGCUCCUCACCUCCUCCCCCCUGCUCACGCCCUCCCCCCACUCACCCCCCACCCCUCCCCCCCUCACCACCUCGCCUGCAGCUCAUAGCCUACGGAGCCAUGAACCUCUCAGGCUCCUUCACGUCCUGCUACGUUGCCACAGGCUCCUUCUCUCGCACGGCAGUGAACAUCUUGGCAGGGGCGCACACAGCGGUCCGCAGCUCGUCUUCAUCCCCCCCCCCAACCCCCCUUCCUUCUUCAUCCCCCCCCCCAACCCCCCUUCCUUCUUCAUCCCCCCCCCCCCAACCCCCCUUCCUUCUUCAUCCCCCCCCCCCAACCCCCCUUCCUUCUUCAUCCCCCCCCCCAACCCCCCUUCCUUCUUCAUCCCCCCCCCCAACCCCCCUUCCUUCUUCAUCCCCCCCCCCCAACCCCCCUUCCUUCUUCAUCCCCCCCCCCAACCCCCCUUCCUUCUUCAUCCCCCCCCCCAACCCCCCUUCCUUCUUCAUCCCCCCCCCCAACCCCCCUUCCUUCUUCUCCCUCCCACCAGGCUCCUUCUCUCGCACAGCAGUGAACAUCCUAGCAGGGGCACACACAGCACUAACACAAAUCAUCCUCGCCCUGACCAUGCUCGUUGUGCUCCUUGCUGCUGCCCCCGCCUUCAAAUACGUGCCUGCUGUAAGCCCUCUUGAGUCGAUUCAAAUACGUGCCUGCUGUAAGCCCUCUCACUCACCCCCUCCCCAAACGUGCCCGCUGUAUGCCCACUGCCCUCUCAACCCCUCCCAAUACUUGCUCAUUGCCCUCUCACCAAGACCUCCCCGCCCCGCUGUAUGCCACUGCCCUCUCAACCCCUCCCAAUACUUGCUCGUUUGUGUGGUGGGAGCAAUUAUCGCCAACUCGGUGCUCAACCUGGUACCCCCUCCUCCCUAUCGCCUUCCCCCCUGUUUCACUCCUCCCUAUCGCCUUCCUCCCUGUUUCACUCCUCCCUAUCGCCUUCCUCCCUGUUUCACUCCUCCCUAUCGCCCUCCUCCCUAUUUCACUCCUCCCUAUCGCCCUCCUCCCUAUUUCACUCCUCCCUAUCGCCCUCCACCGUAUUUCACUCCUCUCAACUCUCUCCUUGCUCCUCACCAUCGCCCCUCCUUCCAAAUUCUCCAUCUCCCUACUCCAUCUACUUGUCCCUCUCACCUCUUUCCCUUGAUUUGCUGCUCCUCCCCUAUCUGGAGGUUGGACAAGCUGGACUGCAUGGUCAUGAUCGGAUGCUCCCCCACAGCUCUUCCCCUUAUUCCCGUGUCCCUUUAUUUCCUUAUUCACUUGUUCUCUCCCUCUUCGCAGUUUGACUUCAAGGCGGCAUUACAGAUCUGGAGGCUCGACUUCAAAGCCGCGUUUCAGAUCUGGAGGGUAGGCAAGCUGGACUUCAUAGGCAUGCUCGGCUGCUUCCGUCCUCUCCCUCCUCUUAGCCCCUCCUUCCCUCCUUCCCUUCCUCCCGUUUCCCCUCCCAACUGUCCCCUUCCUCCCUCCCCCUCGCAGCUCGACUUCAAAGCGGCGUUUCAGAUCUGGCGGGUCGACAAACUAGACUUCAUAGUCAUGCUGGGCUGCUUCCUCGGGAUCAUCUUUGGCUCGCCCGAGAUCGGUCUGCUCGUCGCCUCUGUGCUCUCCGUCCUCAAGCUCCUCCUCCGCAUCGUCCGCCCGCACAUCCGCCUGCUGGGCCUGCUCCCGGGCGGCGCCGCUACAGCCGUGAGCGUGCUACAGUUCCCCAACAGCACGCUGUGCGAGGGGAUCGUGAUGCUGAGGAUUGAGAGCCCGCUGUACUUCCCGGCUGCGAAUUUCUGCCGGCAGCGCAUCAAGAAGCUGCAGCGCAUCAAGAAGCUGUGUGAUGCGUAUGCGAGAGGGUACCAGCAACCUGCACGGGUGAACUUGCCCGUCACGCAUGACAUUGACGUGUUGCCCAAUGCACUGCCCCUCUCUUUCCCACCAAUACUUCCACUCCCUCUCCUCCCUCUCAUCCCCUCACUCCCUCCCCCAAGUUUCUCCUCCCACCUUCAACAUUGCAUUCCCAGGAGUGUCAUGCACGAUAUUGACGUGUUGCUUGCCGCAUAUCCUAUCCUUCCUUUCCUCCUCGCCUCCCAACAGCACUGCAUUCUCGAUCUGAGCGUCAUGCACGACAUCGACGUGUCGGGCAUCGACGGGUUGAAGGAGCUCCACCGAGACCUGUCUGAGAAGAGCAUUCAGCUCUGCCUAUCCAGUGCAUCAAGGGAUGUGCUGCGCAAGCUGUGGGAUGCCAACUUUCUGGCAGAGAUGGGCGAGCAGUGGCUCUUCGUCACUCCCGCCGACGCCGUCAAGCUGUGUCGCUCCAUGGCCGUGGCUGCACCGGCUGUGAAGGAGCAGGACGAGCUGUUGGCAUCAGUUCAGGUGUAUGACAUCUAA